Messenger RNA from Xenopus tropicalis (tropical clawed frog), 1675 nucleotides. RefSeq names its product Yip1 domain family member 4 (gene yipf4). Gene Ontology annotation, biological process: endoplasmic reticulum to Golgi vesicle-mediated transport. Lineage: Eukaryota; Metazoa; Chordata; Amphibia; Anura; Pipidae. Bases 118 to 861 code for a protein of 247 amino acids. Gene Ontology annotation, cellular component: cytoplasm; Golgi membrane; membrane. The record is from RefSeq and is a predicted model, not a curated record. The transcript is spliced from 6 exons.
ACUUCCUGUCAUUCCUGUCUAGUGUUUCCUCUGCCACUACUCAGGGUUUGACGUCAACAUUAUACGUCACUCAAGUCGUCAUCAUUCGUCGUCUUCCCUGUUACGGAGAAGCGGAGGAUGCAGCCCCCCGGUCCCGCAGCGCGUCCCCUGCACUCCAACAGCCCUCCCGGGGACUUCACCUUCGUGUCUUCCUCUGGGGCGGAAGAUCUGAGCGGCUCUAUAGCGCCCCCCGAUGUCAAGUUAAAUCUUGGGGGCGACUUCUCCAAGGAACCCACAGCCACCACCUUCCUGCGGCAGAGGGGGUACGGCUGGCUCCUGGAAGUCGAGGAGAACGACCCCGAGGACAAUAAGCCCCUCUUGGAGGAACUGGACAUAGACCUAAAAGACAUUUACUAUAAAAUCCGCUGUGUUCUGAUGCCGAUGCCGUCCCUGGGGUUCAACAGACAAGUCGUACGGGACAACCCCGAUUUCUGGGGGCCCUUAGCGGUCGUCCUCUUUUUCUCCAUGAUUUCCUUGUACGGGCAGUUCCGAGUGGUAUCGUGGAUCAUCACAAUAUGGAUAUUCGGAUCACUAACCAUUUUCCUGCUUGCGAGGGUAUUGGCUGGAGAGGUGUCGUUUGGGCAGGUUCUGGGGGUGAUCGGAUACUCCCUGCUCCCCCUGAUCGUCAUUGCGCCGGCGCUGCUGCUGCUUCGCCCCUUCGAAAUUGUCUCCACUGCAGUAAAGCUUUUCGGAGUGUUCUGGGCCGCAUACAGCGCUGCUUCUUUAUUGGUCGGGGAGGAGUUUAAAACCAAGAAGCCGCUUCUGAUUUACCCCAUCUUCCUGUUGUACAUCUACUUCCUGUCCCUCUACACCGGCGUCUGACCCGCAGGGGGUAAUAUCCUCUGUAUACGGUUACAUGGAUACCGGCGGGUCUGGCGACGGCUGGACUCUAGGACUAGGCUCGGUUCUGGAUGACACAGAAGCCUAUAUAUUAUUUAACCCUAAAUUCUGUCUCGAGGGGGGGCCCUGCUGCAUAUUGUAGUUCAGGCUCCCGGGGCAUUAAAGGGAAAGUAAUUUGAUGCUUUUUUAUAGAAAAACAGACAGUCACUUCGUCUUCUAUUUGCCGACACACAGGCACCAUCAGGCCUAUCAGUAUAAUAUAUAUGGGGGGGCCUAUCGGUAUAAUAUAUACGGGGGGGGCCUUAUAGCAAGAGAAGUGCUCCCUAUAAAGCCAGUGGUGCAGGAGGGGCGCCAGUUGUCUAAUGUAAAUAAAGAGUUAAAUGUAUUAACUUCCUGUUUGGUUUCACUGGUUCCUCCUGCAUUUUCAGCCUUAGCGACCCUUGUCUCAGGCCGGCCGGGCACAGCCCUCCUGUCGUUUUAUAAACCCCCCCCCCUGCAAGAACGGCAUGGAAUAUUCCACACUAAGCGAUAUGGCAGCGCCCGCGUGUCCCAAACUAGUGACUGCUGCAAUACAAUGUAUAUAUAUCACUAAUGAGCAUCUCUCGUAUCAAAGUGCAAUUGAUGGGGGUCGGGGGUGAGGGGGGGUUGCUAUAAAUACUAAAACAUUUCCUGUAGAUAAGGUACAUACCUAUUUAUGUGAUGUAGUCAGAACCCGCUGUUCAUGGGCUCAUGAUUCUGGUUUCGAUUGUUUUAUAUUCUAUUUCCAAUGCAAAUAACAAUAAACUACAGGAAACCA